AUGGUGUGGUGUCACCCAGCGGGUCACCCAGUGAGUCACUCAGCGGGUCACCCAGUGAGUCACUCAGUGAGUCACUCAGUGAGUCACCCAGCGGGUCACCCAGUGAGUCACUCAGCGGGUCACCCAGUGAGUCACUCAGUGAGUCACUCAGUGAGUCACCCAGCGGGUCACCCAGUGAGUCACUCAGCGGGUCACCCAGCGGUGCACCCAGUGAGUCACUCAGCGGGUCACCCAGUGAGUCACUCAGUGAGUCACUCAGUGAGUCACCCAGCGGGUCACCCAGUGAGUCACUCAGCGGGUCACCCAGCGGUGCACCCAGUGAGUCACUCAGCGGGUCACCCAGCGGUGCACCCAGCGGGUCACCCAGUGAGUCACCCAGUGAGUCACUCAGUGAGUCACUCAGUGAGUCACCCAGUGAGUCACUCUGAGUCACCCAGCAGGUCACCCAGCAGGUCACUCAGCAGGUCACUCAGCAGGUCACUCAGCAGGUCACUCAGCAGGUCACCCAGCAGGUCACCCAGCAGGUCACUCAGCAGGUCACUCAGCAGGUCACUCAGCGGGUCACCCAGCGGGUCACCCAGCGGGUCACCCAGCGGGUCACCCAGCGGGUCACCCAGCGGGUCACUCAGCGGGUCACCCAGCGGGUCACUCAGCGGGUCACUCAGCGGGUCACUCAGCAGGUCACCCAGCAGGUCACCCAGUGAGUCACCCAGCGGGUCACCCAGCGGGUCACUCAGCGGGUCACUCAGCAGGUCACCCAGUGAGUCACCCAGCAGGUCACCCAGCGGGUCACUCAGCGGGUCACUCAGCGGGUCACUCAGCGAGUCACUCAGCGAGUCACCCAGUGAGUCACCCAGCAGGUCACUCAGCAGGUCACCCAGUGAGUCACUCAGCGGGUCACUCAGCAGGUCACCCAGUGAGUCACCCAGCAGGUCACUCAGCAGGUCACCCAGUGAGUCACCCAGCGGGUCACUCAGUGGGUCACCCAGCAGGUCACCCAGUGAGUCACCCAGCAGGUCACUCAGCAGGUCACCCAGUGAGUCACCCAGCAGGUCACCCAGUGAGUCACCCAGCGGGUCACUCAGUGGGUCACCCAGCAGGUCACCCAGUGAGUCACCCAGCAGGUCACUCAGCAGGUCACCCAGUGAGUCACCCAGCAGGUCACCCAGUGAGUCACCCAGUGAGUCACCCAGCAGGUCACUCAGCAGGUCACUCAGUGGGUCACUCAGCGGGUCACCCAGUGAGUCACCCAGCAGGUCACUCAGCAGGUCACCCAGUGAGUCACCCAGCAGGUCACCCAGUGAGUCACCCAGCGGGUUACUCAGUGGGUCACCCAGCAGGUCACCCAGUGAGUCACCCAGCAGGUCACUCAGCAGGUCACUCAGUGGGUCACUCAGCGGGUCACCCAGUGAGUCACCCAGCAGGUCAUCCAGCAGGUCACUCAGUGAGUCAUUCAGUGAGUCACUCAGUGGGUCACUCAGCGGGUCACCCAGCAGGUCACCCAGCAGGUCACUCAGUGAGUCAUUCAGUGAGUCACUCAGUGGGUCACUCAGCGGGUCACCCAGCAGGUCACCCAGCAGGUCACUCAGUGAGUCAUUCAGUGAGUCACUCAGUGGGUCACUCAGCGGGUCACCCAGCAGGUCACCCAGCAGGUCACUCAGUGAGUCAUUCAGUGAGUCACUCAGUGGGUCACUCAGCGGGUCACCCAGCAGGUCACCCAGCAGGUCACUCAGUGAGUCAUUCAGUGAGUCACUCAGUGGGUCACUCAGCGGGUCACCCAGCAGGUCACCCAGCAGGUCACUCAGUGAGUCAUUCAGUGAGUCACUCAGUGGGUCACUCAGCGGGUCACCCAGCAGGUCACCCAGCAGGUCACUCAGUGAGUCAUUCAGUGAGUCACUCAGCGGGUCACCCAGCAGGUCACCCAGCAGGUCACCCAGCAGGUCACUCAGUGAGUCAUUCAGUGAGUCACCCAGCAGGUCACUCAGUGGGUCACUCAGCGGGUCACCCAGCAGGUCACCCAGCAGGUCACUCAGUGAGUCAUUCAGUGAGUCACCCAGCAGGUCACUCAGCGGGUCACUCAGCAGGUCACCCAGCAGGUCACUCAGUGAGUCAUUCAGUGAGUCACUCAGCGGGUCACCCAGCAGGUCACCCAGCAGGUCACUCAGUGAGUCACCCAGCAAGUCACCCAGUGGGUCACCCAGCGUGUCACCGCUCACCCUGCCAUGUGACGCUCGUGAUAAAUAAAUAAAUAA
Messenger RNA from Lethenteron reissneri (Far Eastern brook lamprey), 2252 nucleotides. RefSeq names its product serine-rich adhesin for platelets-like. NCBI's taxonomy places the organism in Eukaryota, Metazoa, Chordata, Hyperoartia, Petromyzontiformes, Petromyzontidae. The record is from RefSeq and is a predicted model, not a curated record.